AUCUGUAAUGUUAAUUUGUGGUUCUCAGCGGUAUAAUUCAUUUUUAGAUUUAGAUAUUAUUUCGUAAAAAUGGAAAAAAUACCUCCAAAACCUAAGAAGACAAAAAAUGCUACCAGAGAAGACCUGUUAAAAAUGGAGAAAACUGAAUUAGUCGAAAGAAUAUUACAAUUAGAAGCCCACAAUGUACAGUUAAAGAAUAUAAUAGCUAAAAACUUGAGUGACCAAUCCCAAAGUGAUGUAAAUUUAAAGAAAAAAUCAUUUGAUUUCACCAAAUGUCACUACCGCCGUAUUCUCCUCCAUUUACUCUAUUUUGGUUGGGACUACCAAGGACUUGCUGUACAGGAAGAUUCCAACCAGACCAUAGAACAUCACCUUUUCAAUGCCUUAACAAAAUCAUGUCUCAUACAAAGUCGGGAAACAUCAAAGUAUCAUAGAUGUGGCCGCACUGAUAAAGGUGUUAGUGCCUUUGGGCAGGUAAUAUCAAUAACUCUCAGAAGUAAACAUCCACCUGAUGAGCAGUACAUAGAUAGUUCCAUUUCUAAUGAGAUGCCAUACUGCAAGAUAUUGAACCGUCUGUUACCGAAGGAGAUCAGAGCACUAAGGUGGAUACCCAUACCUGAGGAGAAACCUGAGUAUAGUGCUAGAUUCGAUUGCAAAAAAAGGCGAUAUAAAUACUACUUUCCUCGCUCAUCAUUAAACAUUUCCGCCAUGCAGGAUGCCUGCAAUCGCUUGCUCGGCUCUAAUGACUACCGCCAUCUUUGCAAAAUGGAUGUCGGUAAUGGCGUUACUGAGUUUCGGCGAGAAAUAUUUAGAGCUGACAUCAUACCUGUUGUGGAUGAGAGCAGUGACCCGACAUCUAUGUAUUGUCUCGUCAUAGAAGGGAAUGCAUUCCUCUGGCAUCAAAUUAGGUGUAUUAUGGGAGUGUUGCUGCUUGUCGGACAGGGGAAUGAAUCACCUGAGAUCAUAUCUGAACUGUUGAAUGUAGAAAAGCAUUCCAGAAAACCACAAUACAACAUGGCGUUGGAUGUGCCGUUAAAUCUAUUUCACUGUUCAUAUGAGUUGGAAGAGACAAAUAAUUGGGUAUAUGACCAAGACGAAUUGAGAUGUGUCAUAUCACACUUGCAGACAGAAUGGACUGUUCAUAAUAUUAAAACUACAAUGAUAAAAGAUUCAAUUCAGCAAUUAGAAAUAGAAUAUGCUAAACUUUUAUGCGGACAUGAUGAGGAAAAGGAUGGAGGCAAUGAGAAACACAGAGAUGGAGUGAUGUCAUAUACUGACUGUUUAAUACAAGGAGUUAAAGCUAGAGUAUAUACACCUCUUUUGAAGAGAGAUACCUGUUCAAGUCUAGAAGAAAUGAUCGAGUUUUACAAAAAGAAAAGAAAAAUCACGUGAAUAAAAAUUAAUUGUU
Achroia grisella is the source of this 1408-nucleotide messenger RNA. Its product is annotated as tRNA pseudouridine(38/39) synthase. The record is from RefSeq and is a predicted model, not a curated record. The coding region runs from base 70 to 1392 and encodes 440 amino acids. The transcript has 8 exons. Gene Ontology annotation, molecular function: RNA binding; pseudouridine synthase activity. NCBI's taxonomy places the organism in Eukaryota, Metazoa, Arthropoda, Insecta, Lepidoptera, Pyralidae. Gene Ontology annotation, cellular component: nucleus; cytoplasm. Gene Ontology annotation, biological process: tRNA pseudouridine synthesis; mRNA pseudouridine synthesis.